AUGGGUACGAAAAAAGGGAUGAAACCGCAGAUUAAGGGUCUUCCGGACGAUGUGUUUGAUAGGCAAUUGGAGACAUUACUCGCUGAGAAGGAUACCAAAAUGCCCCGAUUGUCAAAUAUCGAGGGGAUUGAUGAAAUCAUCGACAACGCGACCACCGCCAAGCAGCCAGCGACCAACGAUGGGAUCGGUAUGUGGUAG
Molecule: messenger RNA, 198 nt
Organism: Penicillium atrosanguineum
Lineage: Eukaryota; Fungi; Ascomycota; Eurotiomycetes; Eurotiales; Aspergillaceae
Exons: 1
Coding region: 1-198 (65 amino acids)
Source: RefSeq, a predicted model, not a curated record